Molecule: messenger RNA, 1330 nt
Organism: Impatiens glandulifera
Lineage: Eukaryota; Viridiplantae; Streptophyta; Magnoliopsida; Ericales; Balsaminaceae
Product: glucan endo-1,3-beta-glucosidase 14
Exons: 2
Coding region: 10-1179 (389 amino acids)
Biological process (GO): carbohydrate metabolic process
Cellular component (GO): plasma membrane
Molecular function (GO): hydrolase activity, hydrolyzing O-glycosyl compounds
Source: RefSeq, a predicted model, not a curated record
UUCACAGAUAUGGCGCCUUCUAAUUUCUUCAUAGUCCCUUUUCUUGUCCUUCUCUACUCUUUCCUUUCUCUUAAUUCAGCCACCGCAUUCACAGGUACCUACGGAGUCAACUACGGCAGACUAGCCGACAACAUACCAAAACCAGGAAACGUAGUUUUACUCCUGAAAGCCAACAAAAUCAAAAACACCCGAAUCUACGACGCCGAUCACGACGUCCUCACAGCCUUCAACGGUUCAGGAAUCGAAAUAAUCGUCGGCCUCGGAAACCAAUUCUUAAAAGACAUUGCCUCAAGCGAAGAACGAGCCAUGGAUUGGGUCAAAGAAAAUGUCCAACCUUUCCUCCCCGGCACUUCCAUAACCGGAAUCGCCAUCGGAAACGAAGUCCUAGGUAGCACCGGCGAUCCCGAUCUCUGGGAAGCCGUUCUCCCUGCUUCCCGUAACGUAUACACAGCUUUAGACAGACUCAGCCUAACAAAAACCAUCGAGGUCUCGAGCCCACAUUCAGAAGCCGUGUUCCAAAACUCAUACCCACCGUCUCUCUGUUCAUUCAGAGAUAACGUACUCCCAGUAAUGAAACCACUUCUCGAAUUCUUCUCGAAAAUCGGGUCUCCGUUCUACAUAAACGCGUACCCUUUUCUCGCGUACAUGAGUAACCCAGUUGACAUCAACAUAAACUACGCACUUUUCAAAUCAAACCCAGGAAUCUACGACGACAAAACUAAGCUUCAUUAUGAUAACAUGUUUGAAGCUCAGGUGGAUGCUGCAUACGCGGCCCUGGAGAAAGCGGGUUUUGGGAAAACAGAGGUGAUUGUUUCGGAAACAGGGUGGGCUUCUAAAGGUGAUGCGAAUGAAGCUGGGGCGAAUGAGGAGAAUGCUAGGACUUAUAAUAAAAAUCUACGAAAGAGAUUGUUGAAGAAGAAGGGUACUCCUUAUAGGCCGAAGAGAACUGUGAAGGGAUAUGUUUUUGCAUUGUUUAAUGAGAAUCUGAAACCGGGUCCUACUUCUGAGAGGAAUUUCGGAUUGUUUAAGGCUGAUGGAAGUACUGCUUAUGAUAUUGGGUUUAGGGGUCUUGUACCCUCUUCGGGUUCAUCAUUUAAGAUUAAGAAUUUCAGGUUUGGCAGUUGGACAAACAUGGCGGCAUGGGCUAUGGCCACUCUGUUUCUCAUUCAUUUCAGUUAGAAUCAAUAAUACAUUGUAAUUUUUAUUUGUUCAUUUUAAAUAAACCUCUCAAAGUCAUUCAUGAAUCAUGAAGAGAAAAUCCUCUAAUUUGUCUUCUUCUUUUUUUCAUACAAAAUGUUAAAAUAUGAGUCCCGAAACAUUAAUUAUUGUC